AUGUCGUGUUUUGUGUCGGUGCCGGGGCUACGUAAUUCGACGGAAGUCUUGUCUGCUAGCGAUGCGGAGAGUGUCUUGGAAGAUAAUGUCUACAAAGCUCGCGUUUCGGAGGUUGACGACGAUGAGCCCCCUGCUCAAGUUUCUAGUAAGGAUGGGUCUAUGCAUGUUUCUUCGGAAUGCCCUUGGAAAUUGCCCUCUGCAAAACGAGCGCCAUAUCCGAGUGAGGUCAAACUUUCGGUUGUUGAACAGGUCAGUGGUAAGAUUUUACCACGCAUCGAGGAUUUAGACAUAGCUCUGGCUGAGAUAGAACAUUUGCAGCUUACACAAAUAUUCGACACAAACAGUGUUAAAAGUAAUGUGGAAACAUCAUAG
This is a messenger RNA of Sphaeroforma arctica JP610, 372 nucleotides long. RefSeq lists its product as hypothetical. The transcript is spliced from 2 exons. The record is from RefSeq and is a predicted model, not a curated record. NCBI's taxonomy places the organism in Eukaryota, Ichthyosporea, Ichthyophonida. The coding region runs from base 1 to 372 and encodes 123 amino acids.